Molecule: messenger RNA, 844 nt
Organism: Poeciliopsis prolifica (blackstripe livebearer)
Lineage: Eukaryota; Metazoa; Chordata; Actinopteri; Cyprinodontiformes; Poeciliidae
Product: U1 small nuclear ribonucleoprotein 70 kDa-like
Exons: 4
Coding region: 62-844 (260 amino acids)
Source: RefSeq, a predicted model, not a curated record
ACAAUGGAGCAGACAAGCUGGAAGUAGAGAGCUGGGAUCAGAGCAUGAAGACGAGCUCUGCAUGCUCAUCAAGAAGUUUCCGGGUUUCGGGUUGAGACGUGAGGUGAAGAUGAGAGAGACGCCUGGAAGCAGAGCACAUCAUGCAGAACCAGAACCUGACCAGAACCGACCCAAAGUGCUCUGCUGGGACAACAUCUCCUCUUCCCAUCCGUCUGCAGGCGCCGCUUCCUGUCAGGGCUUCUUAAAGGGACGGUACCACCCUCUGCUGAAGCCUCCGAGGCGCAGCUCCUCCUCAGAGUUUCGACUCUGUGACUACUGGAGCUUUGGUCCGACACCAUCAGUCACCUGGACCGGACCGCAGGACGACCGGACCGCAGGACGACCGGGCCUCAGGACGACCGGGCCGCAGGACGACCGGGCCGCAGGACGACCAGACCGGGCCGCAGGACGACCAGACCGCAGGACGACCGGACCGCAGGACGACCGGACCGCAGGACGACCGGACCGCAGGACGACCGGGCCGCAGGACGACCGGGCCGCAGGACGACCGGGCCGCAGGACGACCGGACCGCAGGACAACCGGGCCGGGCUGCAGGACGACCGGGCCGCAGGACGACCGGACCGCAGGAUGACCGGGCCGCAGGACGACCGGACCGCAGGACGACCGGACCGCAGGACGACCGGGCCGCAGGAUGACCGGACCGGGCCGCAGGAUGACCGGACCGGGCCGCAGGACGACCGGACCGGGCCGCAGGACGACCGGGCCGCAGGACGACCGGGCCGCAGGACGACCGGGCCGCAGGACGACCGGGCCGCAGGACGACCGGGCCGGGCCGCAGGAUGA